This is a messenger RNA of Aplosporella prunicola CBS 121167, 1062 nucleotides long. RefSeq lists its product as uncharacterized. The coding region runs from base 1 to 1062 and encodes 353 amino acids. The record is from RefSeq and is a predicted model, not a curated record. The transcript is spliced from 2 exons. Lineage: Eukaryota; Fungi; Ascomycota; Dothideomycetes; Botryosphaeriales; Aplosporellaceae.
AUGGCGCCCAUCACGCGUAGCCAGUACGCCAGCAACGAGCGUGUCCCUCGCCUAACCAAGCGCUCGCGGUCCCAGAGCUCGUCGCCGCCUCCCGCCCCGCCGUCGACGCCCCGCCCACGCUCACCUUCGCCAGACACAAUCCGCCGCCGCGACCUCGACGAGCUCAUCGAGUCUGUCAAGAAGCUCGAGGACCGGGAGUGGUACAACAAACUGCGAGCCAGGCGCACCAUCACCCCGCCACCUGCGCCGCGAAUGGCGCACAUGGUGCUCCCUCACCUGCGUCAGCCCGAGCUGGACAUGACGUGGCCGCCCAAGAGCCGCGCCGCCUACUUCCCACUCGCAGAGGACCCUCGCCCCGGCUACCCCAUGCCUACGGGCCCCACGACCCUGCCGCCGCCGGGCGUCGCCUACUUCCCCAAGCCGCUCACGAAGCCUGUCCGCACCGUGGCGUUCCUCGACAGCAACGGCCAGGACAUCACCACGCGCCCGACGCCGCUCCCGCCGAGACCGAGCAGGUACGAUCCUGCGUCCGCGGAGACCAUGCCCAAGCUGCGCUGCAAGGUCGUCACGCGCAAUGAGCCCGUCCUCACCUCCUGGGAUGGCAUGGAAGAGUACCAGCGCAACGCCUUCGCUGAGGACACUGCGCCUUUGUCGUUCGAUGAAAUGCGCGACAUCGGCCGCAGAGAUAUGUCUGCGCGCUUCACGUCUUCGAGGCGCGUGCCCAGCCAGCGCCCGGAAAUCACUCCUUCCAACCAGCGUAUCCGUCCUGUGUUCAAGUCCGAGGAUUCUCCUACGCGCGAACCCGAGCCUCCCCGCUUCGACAUGGCGCCGGCAGUCGACUUCCUGCCCAAGCGCAAGCUCGACGACGUCGAUGAUGCCGACGACAGCGCCAACAACGGCGUCUCUGGCCCUCUGUGCUGUGGUGGCACCAACUGGCUGAGAGGCCUGGAGAAGUAUCAUGAGUCCAGGAAGAGGCUGAAGAGGGACUCUGAAGAUGAAGACGGCGAGGACGGCACCAGGACCUCUCCUCCUGGCUACAACCAGAACGUCAUGCAUCGCUGA